Adelges cooleyi (spruce gall adelgid) is the source of this 2300-nucleotide messenger RNA. Its product is annotated as protein THEM6-like. Lineage: Eukaryota; Metazoa; Arthropoda; Insecta; Hemiptera; Adelgidae. The coding region runs from base 200 to 862 and encodes 220 amino acids. The transcript is spliced from 2 exons. The record is from RefSeq and is a predicted model, not a curated record.
CGCCAGUACGAUGGACGACCUUUGUCGUGGUCACGGCGGUCACCUCGUGUCGAUCAGCUGCGGUCCGCCAGUAUCGUUCCGUCACCGGGGGGCGUCCGACGGUAUUAAUUGUCGUUGUGGUCGCACGUAUACAAUUCAUUUGUAAUUGUUCGUACUGCCACCGAGGAGGGCCCUCGUAUUAGACUACAACAUCGCCGAGAUGACGCCGUCGCUAACCGAUUCGGUGACCACGGUGGCCCUGCUGGCCGGCGGCUGUGCGGUUCUGUUCCUGGCGUUGUUGGCCAUGUGCUUGGUGGACGUGCCGUACUUUUUCCGAUCGCUGUUCAGCUACGUGGCGGGCACUUGGCUGAAGAAAAAGCUGCGGCCCACCGACACGGCGGUCUAUUCGUCCGUCUGCAGUACCACCGAUCUGGACGUGUACCUGACGCACAUGAACAACGCGCGGUACUUGCGCGAGGUGGACUUCGCCCGGAUCGAGUUCUUGAUGCGGACGGGCCUGUGGCGGGAGCUGAGACGCCGCGGCGGUCUCAUGUUCACCAUAGCCAACAGCAUCCGGUACCGGAAGUUCGUGCGCACGUGCAGCUCGUUCGAGAUACGGACGCGGAUCGUCUACUGGGACGACAUGUCCAUAUUCUUCGAACACCGGUUCGUUACCAAAGGCGAUGGAUUCGUUCGGGCCGUCCUCCACAACCGACAGCGGGUGACGGUUUGCAGCGCCGACGAGCUGAUCCGGUCCGUGGCGGGUUCCAAGGCGCAGGACGCGGCGUUGCGGAAGCCCGACUGUCCGCUGGACAUACACCACUGGAUUCAGUCCAACCUCAUGUCCAGCGCCAGCCUGAAAGCCGAGUGCGAUAUGGCUUGACCGGCAUCGGUUCACCUCAAGGGACAACAAUGCGCGCGGGCGGAGUCUCACGUUAUCGACGGCUAUCGACGCACACCGACCGACCCGUUGGCCAGCUGCGCGACCGGCAAGUGUCGACGGCCGCUUGUGUUUAUAAUAUUAAUAAACUAGAUUGUCAAACGAGCUAUUUACUUUAUACAAGCGGAAUAACUAAAAAUCAAUAGAAAUAUAUACAUACACAUAAAUAGCAACUAUGUGAAUACAAUUUCUUAAGAAAAUAAAUAUCUGCCCAGAGAAGUGUAUACAGUUUAAAGUCUGCUAAUACAUUUAUUUAUAAUAAUAAUUUUAAAAAAUGCAUAACAUUAAAUUUCUUUAAUGUAAACAGAGAAAUGUCAUUUUUAAUUAUUUAAACUAAUAAUUGUAAUAAAUUAAUUUAUUUAUUAUUAAUAAAAUACUUUAUAUUCUGCCUCUUUCUCAUUUUCCCAUAGGUUUGGCAAUCUGGAUAAUUAGAAAAAAUGAAAUCUCUUAUAAGCAAACAAAAUAAUAUGUUUCUUAUUUUCAUAUCGAUUGUGUUUUGUGGUAUUAUUCAAUAAUAUUUUUUAGAAAAUUAUUUGUACAUUUAUUUUCAUUAUGUGUAGUCUUUGAUAUUGUGUAUUUUGAAAAUACACAUAAUGAAAAAUACUAUUUCUAUUUUUAUUUUGUGUGCACUACGUUUAACGGAAAUAAGCUGAUUUCCAAAUUGUAUUUAUUUUAUUUUAUUUCAACCAAAUAAAUACCAACUUUGUUUAAUUCCCGUCUUAUGUUUAUUACUUAUAUUCCGUUCAAGGGCGCCGAGUACGUUAGAAUCCUUCGGUCAGGUGAACGCUUCCGUCAAAAACCAGUUUUUUUUUCCAACAGUUUUUUGCUCGACUAGAGACGUCUUGGAUGUUUUAAUAUACUAAUCCCCGUACAUUGCUUUCGUUCUCUUUUCAACAAGAACGAAACACAAGAAUUCAUCACACCGCACAAUAAUAAUAUCGUAGCAUAUAAUACAUUUUUCCUGAUCACCUAGCACGAGGGCGCCGAGAUGAAACGAAUUCAACGCACCUGCUACAGUCUAGAAGUAUUCGCUUGCCGUUCGAGAGAAAAAACCAAGGAACAGCUGUUAUGGAGUAUCAAGUACUGUACUUAGAAAACUUCAUUAUGGUUUCCACGUAAGAGGGAUUUAACGAUUUUUCUCUGUCAAGUCGGUCCGUCCGGAAAACCACUGCCAAUGUUAGUUGUUUUGUAGUAACUAGUAAAUAUGUUUUCAAUAUAUUAUGUAAAAUAACUAGUUGACAUAUUAAUAUAUUUUAAUAAAACUAACUAAAGACGAACACCGCAAGUCAUCAUCGGAUCAACAUAUUAUAAUGUUUAAACUAUGCCUGUUAUCUACUCAUUAUAGCUUUUUAAUAACUCUUGCCUUCAUAAACGAAAGUGU